Messenger RNA from Phytophthora sojae, 630 nucleotides. RefSeq lists its product as hypothetical. Bases 1 to 630 code for a protein of 209 amino acids. Gene Ontology annotation, molecular function: carboxypeptidase activity. The transcript has a single exon. The record is from RefSeq and is a predicted model, not a curated record. NCBI's taxonomy places the organism in Eukaryota, Oomycota, Peronosporomycetes, Peronosporales, Peronosporaceae.
AUGAAUGAGUUUAGUGUCCCCCACGUUGCAGGCAGUCGGCAAGACUAUGAGACGGCCUUGUACACAGCCGAGCAGUUCGAGGCGUUUGGAUUGAAGACCGAGAUCAAGACGUACUACACGUUGCUCUCGACCCCUGUACGCCGUCAUCUAGCUAUAGUAGGACCUGUUGAAGCUGCACGAAAGCUCAACUUGACGGAGCCAUCGGUGGUCGGAGACGCGUGCACUAGUGACGACGACGCAUUGCCGCCCUUCCUCGUGUACGCCGCCACGGGGAACGUCACAGCCUCUGUAGUCUACGUGAACUUCGGCAAGCCCGAAGACUUCGAGUGGCUUGUGGCCAGCAACGUGGCACUGGAGGGCAAAAUCGCACUCGCUCGCUACGGCGGGAACUAUCGGGGCCUGAAAGUCAUGGCCGCGGAAGCGCACGGCAUGACAGGAGUGCUCGUUUACUCGGACCCGAACGAAGAUGGCUUCGUCCAGGGACCAGUGUACCCUGACGGUCCGUGGCGACCGGAAGACUCGUUCCAACGUGGAGCGACCAUCUUCUUGUCGCUAGCCGCUGGAGACCCACUCACGCCUGGUUUCGCUUCUGUUCCUGGCAUAUACAAAAAAAAUUCAAAAAAAUAUUAA